Colletotrichum orchidophilum is the source of this 1716-nucleotide messenger RNA. RefSeq lists its product as uncharacterized. The record is from RefSeq and is a predicted model, not a curated record. The coding region runs from base 1 to 1716 and encodes 571 amino acids. The transcript has 3 exons. NCBI's taxonomy places the organism in Eukaryota, Fungi, Ascomycota, Sordariomycetes, Glomerellales, Glomerellaceae.
AUGUCGCGUCCUUCCAACAUCCCGUCGGGAGGUGAUGCAAGGCCGGUUUGCAAGAUAUUCAUGGUUGGCUUUCCGACAACGCUGCCGGAUUCUACCCUCAGCACCGUGGUGGACAUGGUCGGUCACCUCGUGCCAGACGCGUCUGUCGUUCCAUACGAGCUUUUGGACCCCAGCGAGAAUGUCAACGCUGAAUCAGACGGACGUGGCACUGGCAUCUCCCUGCCGUUGGAUUGGAUCUUCACCGAAGCCAGAUGCCUUCUUGAAACGAUGCAGAAAAGUGCCUCCAAGCAAGAGGAGAUAAUUUUGUCUGGGUACGGACUUGGUGGCAUUGUCGCAAAGCAGCUGGCCUCCCAAAUCUCUUCGCUCAUUUUUUUCGACGUGCCACACGAGUCCGCCAGCCAUCAACCAUGGGAAGGCUUGUUAGUCAACCUCGUCAAGACUACACCAUCGGUGAAGCUCCAGAACAGCCUGUAUAGCACUGUAUCCCGACUCGCACGUCGCGUUGCGGAGCUGUCCACCUCCUUCUCCAAGUUUGAGCCCAAGUACCGCAUUAUGAAUGUGUUCCCACAUCACGCUCAUGAGUCGACAGCACCAAUGAGGGCGUCAGUCGAAGAAUCCUCAAGUUGGCUCAACAGCCUGCGCCGCGCUGUCCAGUGGCCCGGGACGGCCCAGAUCGGAAGCUGUAAGGUGGAUGAUAUUCCCAGCCUGCGACUUCUCAGGACGUGUUUCACGCCAACUUGGGACACCAGAAGUGUCGACCCAAGCCCACCUCCGCACAGGCUGGCAUAUUUUGAUGCGUUGAAAACGCUCUCUCCCUCGACACGCAUCAUCUACGAGAAUAUGGCCCCGGAUGCGGUGGAUACAAUGGGGACCCUCAAAGCCGUUUACGAUAAAGAGUUCCAGCAAUGCAAGUUCUCAGCGGUCCGGGGAGGCAUUGUGUAUGUCACGGCGCCUGACGGCCGGGGAAGGUCAGCUGUGGUCAAGCUGCUGUCACGGCACCUGCAAGCUCAAGCGUCUCUCGUCGUGAUUGACAAUUUCCCCGGGCAGUUGAGCGACGCGGAGCACCCCACUGCCUUCUACAGCUUGAUGGUCUCGACCUUGCACCACAUCCUAUCCCAGAAGCCAAGCCUCCUUACUCGGCCCGUGCAGAUGCUGAUGAACGAGCUGCUUCAGAGGGACGCCUGGGCCGAGGGCGCGGUCCAGAACCUGCUUUCAGUGCUGUUUGCAUCUUGUGACGCAGACUUUCUUAUCGUUGUUCACGAUUAUGGGUUCCCCCUCUGGCCGGACGUGGCUAGGAAGUGGUGGUCCGGCCUCGUGGAUGAGUCGAGGGAGACGCGCCGGUCGGGCGCUUCCAUUUGCACCCUCCUCGUGAGCGGCACGGGGCUACAGAAUGACAAGCACCAUGCUGGGAGGAACCUUCAUCGGCUUGACUUGACAGAGAACUACGAGCAGAAAAAGGCCGACUUUAUUCGCAAGGAGUGCGCCCGAAUCCUCGCCGAGAUUGGAUCUGCGAGUUCGGGCUUCUUGCGGGGCGCGCGCGGAAUACACAUCCAAAACGAGAUCGUAACCAGAGUGCUGAGCAUCCCCGGGUCCUUUGGCGAGAUCGGCCGCUAUCUUGACCACCUUCUGCGAGGCUUGACUCUGAGCACCCCGAGGGCUAUUCUCCGAAGAAUCGGUCCGAUCCCCGAGACGACAAACGAGUUCUACUGCGGCUAG